Molecule: messenger RNA, 2562 nt
Organism: Prorocentrum cordatum
Lineage: Eukaryota; Dinophyceae; Prorocentrales; Prorocentraceae
Source: the annotation of a GenBank genome assembly
AUGGCGCAGCCACGCAUCCGCUUCACGAGGGCCUGCGGCGCCGCGGCAGGCGCCAGGGGCAGCCCGCGCGCCAGAACUUCCUUGAUCGGCAGGGCCAUGCUAGUGCUGCGCGAUCAGCGCGCGGCCGAAGAUGCAGCGGGCGAGGCCGACCAGUGGCGGACCCGCGGCCAGAACGCGGUGGAGGUCAUGGCCAUUUCCUUUCUGCAGUGGGCAUUCCUCGCAGAAGGGGCCGCCCUCCCAACGCUGGGCGCCCCCGGCGCGGCCGGGGGCGACUCCAGCGCGGCCCGGCGCCUGCGCGCUCGGCCGCCGGCCGCGCACCACGGCCGCUGGCGCGCAGAGACCGCCCCAGGAGCGCGCGGCGCGGGCCGGGCGCUCAGGCCGUUCAGCAUGAUCAGCGUCCGCCUGCCCGGCCCAGCCGAUGCGUGGAGGCUGGCCGCGUGGAGCAGGCCCGCGCGCUCUGCGAUCGUCUUCGUAGCCGGGAACAUGGACCGCUGCGCGAGCCAGUCCGCCCUUGGAAGCCUCCGCUGCGCGAGUGCUAGGCACAUGCUCGCGGCGGAAGGCGUCGUGCUCGUGUCGAGCCUUAGGCUCCAGCGUGCGUGGGCGGUGGCGUCCUUCAAGGCGCAUAUCGAGAAGCACUUGCCCGCGGACGGCAAGGGCGUGUGCUUUGCCACCGCCUGGCUUGCGACCGACAACGUGUUCGUGGCGCUGAUGCACGACCACUUCCCCAAGAUCCUAAAUGGCAUGACUUUGGUGGCCAUCGACACGAUGCACCUGUUUGACACGACCCGCCCGUGCGCCGAUGCAGUCGAGAAGAAGUACAACAAGAAGGCUCUGUGGAAGACCGUCGAUGGGGUCUCCACCCGUGAAGAGUUCAACGCGAAGUACGGGGACUGCGAGGAGAUGGACACUGCGGACUUCGAUUUCGUCAGCAAGGUGGAGCCGUUCCAGCGGGCCCUGACGGAGUGCAAGAAGGAUAUCCUCAUCACGGGCCGCCGCAUGGACCAGGCGGCGCAGCGCAUCUCGCUGGACGUCUGGGAGGACGGCAAGCGUACGCUGAACCCGAUGGCAGAGUGGUCGUGGAGCGACAUUACUGCUUAUGCGGACGCCCAUGGCGUCCCGGUCAACGAGGGCCACAGCUACGCUUACCGCGCGCAGGCGCCGAUCGAGGCCACCAAGCGGCACCUGCCGGACCUCCCGUGGGAGAAGGUGCCUCUGGGCAAGCCGUUCUGGCAGUGCUCGGAGAAGGAGAUCAAGGGCGACCCCCCGGCGCCCAUCACGUACGUGUUCAAGUCUUUCGGCGACAUCCACACCACCGUGCCCGUGGAGCCGCACGAGAGCGAGCGCACGGGGCGCUUCGUGCGGCAGGCGAAGACGGAGUGCGGCAUCCACACGCGCACCACCACGGCGGGCUCUCCUCACGGCGGGGCGCUCAUGGACCUGAUGGUGAAGGACGCAGCCAAGGCCAAGGCGCUGGUGGCGGAGUGCGCCGCAACCAUUGAGCUGAACGAGAGGCAGGCGUGCGACGUAUUCUGCCUGGUGAACGGCGCCUUCAGCCCCCUCAAGGGCUUCAUGGACGAGACGACGUACAAGUCCGUGGUGAAGGACAUGCGCCUUCCCGAGAAGCAGCUCUUCGGCCUGCCCGUCACCCUCGACGUGAACGACACGUCUGGCUUCAAGCAGGGCGACAAGCUCCUGCUGAAGUACAAGGGCAACGACGUCGCUGUGCUCGAGGCCUCCUCCAUCUACAAGCCGGACAAGACGGUCGAGGCCAAGGAGUGCUAUGGUACUUCCAGCAUCGAGCACCCCACGGUGCACGCUCUCGUGCAGGACGUGGGCAAGUACUACGUCGGCGGCAACCUGCACGGUAUCACGAGCGUUCCGUUCCCGUACCCCGUGCAGACCCCCAGCGAGGUGCGGGCUGUGCUCCCCGAGGGCAAGCCCGUCGUGGCCUUCCAGAACAGGAACCCCAUCCACCGCGCGCACUUCGAGCUGCUGAUCUGCGCCCAGCGUGACGUGAAGGACUCCAUCCUCCUGGUGCACCCGACCUGCGGCCCGACGCAGCCGGGCGACAUAGAUGGCGUGGUCAGGAUCUCGACCUACGAGGCGCUUAAGGCGGAGACCAAGGAGCAGUUCCCCAUGUUCCGUUGGGCCUACCUCCCGUACAGCAUGAAGAUGGCGGGCCCCCGCGAGGCGAUCCAGCACAUGAUCAUCCGGAAGAAUUUCGGGGCCACGCACUUCAUCAUUGGUCGUGACAUGGCCGGAACCAAGAGCACGGUCACGGGCGACGAUUUCUACGGCGCGUACGACGCGCAGGAGACGGGCAAGAAAUACGAGGCGGAACUUGGCAUGACCGUGACCCACUACGAGAACAUGGUAUACGUCGGAGAGGAAGAGGGCUACGUGCAGGAGAGCGUGGCCAAGAAGUCGGGCAAGAAGGUCGUGAAGCUGAGCGGCACGGAGUUCCGCAGGAGACUGCGCGCCGGCGAGGAGAUCCCCGAGUGGUUUGCCUUCAAGUCCGUCGUCGACAUCCUGCGGAAGGCCGGGGACAGCGCCUUCUGCUGA